AUGGGGAUAAGAGUGGCUGUGCUUUUGCUUGUUGUUUCUGUCAGUCUGACUGAAGCAGCAGGAUGUAUACCUACAACGAGUCUGCGGUGUUACAAAAAUUCUACUUUUCUGGAAGAGGACUUUAUUUGUAAAUGGGAUAAGAGAAACCCUAAGGAGAAUCAGACACACACUCUUUUUAUAUGGGACAGUGAAAAGAAAAGGUUUAUUAUGAGUGCGAACUCUGGCGAUCAUUCAGAGAGAUAUAUAUUCUUGGAGGAACUAGGAAUCACAACAAGAAAGACGGACAUAUGGGUCCAAACACAAGUGGGCAAUCUCACCUGCAAUUCUAGCAAAAUCUCAGUCAUCCUUGAAUGCUUGGUCAAAUACAGUGCACCUCAGAUUACCAGAAUAAAAAGGUCUGCUGGAAUCCUGUCUCUCAAACUGGACAAACCAAAGGAUUACAAAAGUGUUAAAUACGAGAUCAGAUGGAGGGAGAGAGGCUCCGAAUGGCAGAAUGCGACAUUUGAAACUGAGGACAGCACUAGCCAAGAUUCCUACAAGCUACAUCUACAGAAACAGACGAUCUACCAAAUCCAACUGAGGCGACAGGCCAAACUUCAGCCACGUAUAUGUAAAGACUCACUACAAACUCUCUGGAGUGACUGGAGCCCAGUGGUGGAUGUUCCCUUAGAAAUCCGGCUCCCACUUGUAAUAUGCUGGUUAGAAAAAAAAUGGACGAGUGGGACCAGGCAUAUUAAUCUCACCUGGGAUGAACCAUCUGCUGAACAGUCUGUUGGGGGUGUAGAGUACAAGCUGAAUGUCAUAGUUUGGCCUUGUGAAAAACCCAAGAGAAAGGAAAAGCUAACUUUGAAUCAAACCUUUAAAACCUCAAUAACAUAUUCAGAGGCCAGGAUUUCCAUUAUUGCAACUAACAAGGUUGGAAGUUCACCUCCACUGGAGAUCGUCAUUCCCGCUGUGAAACAUCUGAGCAAUUGUGACAAGCCCUCGAAUAUCACCCAGGAUUAUCAAACCUGCUUAGAAUGGUACAAGCUGGAAAACGGUGAGACCGGAACCAGUACAGUAAACAGCUCAGGCAAAAAAUCAUUCAAGGACAUUGAAAAAGGGGUGGAGAAGUUUGAACGUCAUUAUUACUUUCUUCAUACCAUGAGAAACAAACAUCUUCAUACUGUUGAUAUGUGUCCUUUUUACUCAGAACAGGGAGCACCUAUUAAAGGUCCAGGGAAUGUGAAUAUUUCUAAUGUGACGCAUGAAUCAGCCGUGGUCCGUUGGCUUUCCAUUCCUGUGGCGGAGCAGCGAGGAUUUCUACUGCAUUAUCUCAUUUGGAUUUCAGGACAGGGAAACACGACAUUUCAUGAAGUCCAAGCAAAUGAAACCAGCUUCAAGAUCAAGAACCUCCACCCAGGGGCCUCUUACACCGUUUCUAUAGCCGGAGAAACAAUGGCUGGUAAAGGGCCGAACUCAACGGUGAACUUUGAAACACACUCAGAAGAAAUGGGCUUAUCAUGGCAGGACCAGACCAUCCUGAGCGUCUGUGUGGUUGCCCUCUUGUGUACUAUAAUCUGCUCUGUUGCUGUCAGGAGGUGAGAUUAUCACAGAUGAACUGACUGACCACCAAGAUAUGCUAUUGUGUUAUAUUGUACAUAACCUGUAGCUUUAUUGGUAGAG
Molecule: messenger RNA, 1665 nt
Organism: Rhinichthys klamathensis goyatoka
Lineage: Eukaryota; Metazoa; Chordata; Actinopteri; Cypriniformes; Leuciscidae
Product: leukemia inhibitory factor receptor-like
Exons: 13
Coding region: 1-1584 (527 amino acids)
Biological process (GO): cytokine-mediated signaling pathway
Cellular component (GO): external side of plasma membrane
Molecular function (GO): protein binding; cytokine receptor activity
Source: RefSeq, a predicted model, not a curated record